Molecule: messenger RNA, 1835 nt
Organism: Xiphophorus hellerii (green swordtail)
Lineage: Eukaryota; Metazoa; Chordata; Actinopteri; Cyprinodontiformes; Poeciliidae
Gene: mnd1
Product: meiotic nuclear divisions 1 homolog (S. cerevisiae)
Exons: 7
Coding region: 469-1116 (215 amino acids)
Biological process (GO): reciprocal meiotic recombination
Cellular component (GO): nucleus
Molecular function (GO): double-stranded DNA binding
Source: RefSeq, a predicted model, not a curated record
AUGAAACGCCACCCGACUGUCUGCUGUUUACCAACUAAAACCCAGAAGAUAUUUUUCACAAACCUAAUGGUGACAAUGACUGAUGGCUAUCUAUUUUACGGGGCUAAAUCUAAAGUCAACGUUAAGUUAAAAAGAAAGAGUAGACGCCACAUUCGUCAAUGUCGCCAACCAUAUUGAGAGUGGCAAAUUCGCCAAAGGGGAAAAAUUACAUUAAGCUAAAUAGUUAUAGUUUGUUAUAUAGAGUACUAGUAAUGGUGACGGCUAGUAGAAAACCCUAAAAUGACUGCAAAUCAUUCUAAGACGGAACAGACGAGACAAAACAACUUAUCUUAAUUUAUCUCUAAAAUGUACCAAUCCACUAAAUUAAAUUCAAGUAUGCUUAUAGUUCAGAUGGACGUGUUUUGGUGAUAAUUUAAACUGUAGAUUAAUUACACAGGAAGCAAUUUGUUGGUGAUUUAUUGGUUUCUAAUGUUUUGGGAUUAUCAUUUGGAUCUGUUGCAGUCAAAAAAGAAAGGACUCAGUUUGGAAGAGAAGAGAACUCGGAUGAUGGAGAUUUUUUUUGAAUCAAAGGACGUGUUUCAGCUUAAAGACAUUGAGAAGAUUGCUCCCAAGUCAAAGGGCAUUGCUCCAAUGACGGUGAAGGAAGUGCUACAGAGCCUGGUGGAUGACAACAUGGUGGACUGCGAACGAAUCGGCACCUCCAAUUACUACUGGGCUUUUCCCAGUAAGGCCUUACAUGCUCGCAAGCACAAACUGGAGGAGCUGAAGAAACAGGCUUCUGAUGCAAAGCAGCGAAAAGUUUCUGUAGAGAAAACAGUGGAAAAGUCAAAAGUGGGACGAGAAGGAACGAAAGAAAGAAGCUCCCUGCUGAAGCAGCUGCAGUCUCUGAGGGAAGAGCAAACGAAUCUGCAAGCCGAGCUGGAGAAGUACCGCGAGUGUGACCCCGACGUCAUCAAAGCGAUGAGAAAGUCAAAUGUUGUAGCAAAAGAAGCUGUCUCCAGGUGGACAGACAAUGUUUUUGCUAUCAAGUCUUGGACAAAAAAGAAGUUUUCUUUUGAUGACAGCCGCAUCAACAAGGCCUUUGGCAUCCCUGAGGACUUUGACUACAUGGACUGAUUGGGAUAUCUUCCACAGAGGGAAAAAUGUUUAUUAGAGAUUUUGUUUGAACCCAGUUUAGCUGGUGACUUAAUUCCAAGUUUUUGUUGUGUUCCCUGGAGCAAAGAUGAUGCAGCAGGAUUCAGUUGGCGAAAUCACAAACGUCUUGAAGAGAGACGUUUGUGAUUUCGCUAACCCAGAUGGAUUCAUCAGUAGAGACGGUGCAUAGGUGCAACUGGAAAAGGCAGUCAAGCAUUAGUGAUUGAGUAGUGGCAGGGUUGGGGGGCAUCUUGUGAUUAAAUAAGUAAGCAGACUGUAAACAGGUGUAAGUAAGAACCUGUUUGAAUGAAAACUGAGAACUGAUGAUGGAAAAGAAUCAACACUCAUUGCAUCUGGAUCUUCAAUUGGAGCAUUUACAUGUCUUCUACAGAUGAAUUGGGAUCAAGUACUAGUGUACUGUUCCUCUUAGAUUUUUCAUUUGAGCAGCCUUGAUUGAAUGCAGUUGGACAAAUACCAGAGUAAAAUGUUGAAGAAAAGUUUAAGCAAUAGUUUUGUAAAUAUUUACUACUUCAGGUGCAAUAAAGUUAUUUCAUUACAAAAAAAGUGAGCAUGAGUUGCAUAGUCUUUGUACCAGCUGAGGUUAUCACUGUUUAAAUUUUGGAUACUUUGUUUUUUUUUACACCAGAUUUUCCAUUUUAUGUCUAUACAAAAUCUGUCAUUAAAGCAUUUCUUCUACCAGA